AUGCCCAUCACUACGCCAUUUCCGAAAAAGGUCAAUGUUAAUGUGGAGGAGGUGGUAGUCGUGACAACGCCGGAUGGAGCAGGGGAGGGCUCGGCUGCAGAGGUGGUGAAGACUGUGCUGGUGGCUACAGAGCUGACCCAGGCAGGGGAGGAACUUACAGAUGGAAGUGUGGAGUCAGAAACUGACACCACCAUCACUGUGACAAAGGAGGCAGUCCUAGUGAAGCUGUCAGAGGAGAUGGAUGUGGAAGCUGAUUUGGUCUACCCAAUCACUUGUGGGGAUGUGAAGGGCACCCUGGUCUGGAAGAAGUUUGUUUGCCCUGGCAUCAACAUCAAAUGUGUCCAAUUCAAUGAGCAUCUCAUCAGUCCCAAGGAAUUUGUCUAUCUGGCUGGGAAAUCUACAUUGAAGGACUGGAAGAGAGCCAUUCGCGUGAACGGCACUAUGAUCAGGAAAAUCAUGGACUCAGGCGAGUUGGAUUUCUACCAGCACUCCAAGGUGUGCUCCAACACCUGCCGCAGUACUAAGAUUGACCUGGUGGGGACUAGAGUGUCACUCAGCAGCCAGCAGGCCACCGACUAUGUUCCUGUCACUCCUUCCUUAUCUGACGUGAACGGAUCACCGGCCAUGUUUCCAACAGAGGUAUCAUCAGACGACACCACGGAAUGGGUCACGGCCAUAGGAGAGGAUUCUGUGACCUUCUGGAGGGGUCUGAAUGAGGCUGGGUUGCUGGAGGAAGUGGUGGAGGACUUCCAGAAGGAGAUUCAGGAGGUGCUAAAGGGAAUGCAGGAGCGCAUCACUGAGCCUCCCCUGCAGGUCAAUGAUGCUGUGCUGCUGAACAAUAUAGUGCAGAACUUCGGCAUGCUCGACUUGGUUAAGAAGGUGCUAGCCAGUCACAAGAGCCAGAUGGACCGACAUAGGGAGCAGUAUUCACGCAGUCUUGUCGCUCUGGAGCAGCAGUGUGACGAGCACAGGAAACGUGCCAAGGAGUUAAAGAGCAAAUCCCAACACCUCAACAACGUCCUCAUGACCCUAACUCCCGUGGCCGUGCCGUCCACGCCCAAACGCCCACGCCUCACCCGCGCUGUCUCAGGCCCUGCCGCUAUGUCCAGUGCCCCCACCCAGAUCACCCUGCCCCUCACCCAGCUGGCAGGCCUGCCUGCUGGGUGCAAAGUGCUCUCGGUGGGGGGAGCCGGUGCCGGCCAGCAGACCUACACGGUGCUGACCUCCCCCACGGGCGAGCUGGGGCCAGAUGCCUCCAAUCUGACUGUACUCUCCACGGCCGCCGCCGUUCAGGAGGGUGCACCCGCCACAUCAGCCUUCGUCAAGAUGGUCAGCUCAGGCUAUCAGCUGAUCACACUGCCUGCCGCGUUGAGCACCCAGCUACAGGGCCUGGCUGGGGGCACGGCCCAGGGCACCACUACCAUGAUGGCAGUACCUAUGGGUAACAACGCACUGCAGAGCACGGCGGCAGUGGUCACAGCGUUGGGGAGACGGGUGGAAGAUCAUGUGCAGGAGGGUGUAGCACCAGAGACUGAGGAGCAGGAGGUGAAGGAGACGGUGGAGAGUUAGAGAGAUGUACUCCUCCUAUAGUGUUAAAAACACGUUGGGGACUCCUCACUGGUUUGGAGUGCAAGUACUGGAACCAGUGCCUAGGUCUAGUGGUGUUGAACUAGGAAGGACCCAUAUCAGUAAAGAUGACUUAAAAUGCAUGCACUGCUCAUUUUACUCAAACCACCAGUGUGUGUGUAGAGGUGAAAAUGUCUGUGCAAAAUUGAGUUUGGAAUUCAUAAGUGUAUAUUUUUAUAACCAUGCAAGUAGAUGCCGACUCUGCUCAAAAGCAAUGUUCUUAGUUCUUCUCAGGUGUCCAUUUUCACUGGGGUGUAGGUGCCAUGUUCACAUUCUCUUUACAUUGUGCUAAAAAUGUAAAUUCUACAAUGCUCAUCUUUCAACAUCAGAAUGUUUUUCCAUUUCAACAUUUAAUAACUGUAUAUAACUUUUUGUUCAAUAUUACAAUGCAUUUUAUUAUAUAGUUAAUAUUUUUGAACAAAUGGAAAGUGAACAAACUGGUGGUUUUGUUGAACUUGUCAGUGUACUCUGUAAAUUAAUUGUAUAAAUUCUUAAAUCUAGCCAUUACUGGAAAACUUGAAGUAUUUGGCAUUUGUUUUUAUUUCUAAACCAGUUGUUCAAUUCACCAUGAAAUCAACUUUUAAUAGCUUUGUGUAACAUUUCUUCUGACCAGAAAAGGUGUUGUUGUGAAUUUCACCAGUCUUCUCAUGAACUUAAAUGACAUGGAUCAUGAAAGGGCAAAUCAAACGCAACCUUGAACAGUGAGUCCACAUGAUCAUGACCCUCGCUUGAUGGGCAAGCAUACAAGCUAGGCUACAUGACUGUUAAACUCUCCGUCUGGUCACGCUGCAAUGAAAUACUGUAGGUAAGCUUAAGUUUGUAUGUUGAUAUAUGGCCAUGUUUUUCUAUUUAAACUUAAACUUACUCAUGCUCGUUACACGCUCUGAAAGCUGUUAUUGUACUGCAUCGGUCUGUUACAAUAGCCAAUGUUUACUAUGCAUGUUUUCAGACCUGUCUCUAAUAUGCUACUAGCCCCACACCUUGAUAUCAGAACAUGCCGGUAGGGAGUGCUGAAGGGUUUAUUUUGCUUCUCCAGAUAUUCCUUUAUUUUCCUCUAACCCUACCACCACUAAUUGGAGUAAACUAAUGGACAACAACACCUAGGCUUCAACUUCCAGCUUAUACAUGUCCAGCUGACAUACUAUAUACAUUUUACGGACGCAGUAUUUUUAAGCAAUAAGGCCCGAGGAGGAGGAGUGGUAUAUGGCCAAUAUACCAUGUCUAAGGGCUGUUCUUAUGCACAACAAAACACGGAGUGCCUGGAUACAGGCCGUAUACUGGCCAUAUCACAAACCCCUGAGGUACCUUCAUGUAAUUUGAGCUGUAAAAUUAAAUGUUUUGUCAUACCCGUGGUAUACGGUCUGAUAUACCACGGCUGUCAACCAAUCAGCAUUCAGUGCUCGAACCACCAGUUUAGGAUUUACAAUAGUUAUCUUUUGUUUAUUCUUAGUCCCAUCCUUCAGCUCCCCUCAACCCCUCCCAUCUAUCUCUGAAGACCAAUCCAGUUGUGAUUUCUACUUGCCAUAUUUUUCAACUUUGCUGUUUCACAAAAGUUCUGAACCUAUAUGAAUUUUACGGAUAUAGUAUAUUUUACAUUUGUUUUCUUGUUAUCCAGAUACUCAUCUUUGGCCAGUGACUGCUGACAGGUGCACUUGGUUUUGGGUGCAUUAGAGCAAAUUAAAUCAGAUGGCAUCAACCGUGAAUAACCGUUCACUGUUGAGUUUGAUUUUCCCUUUUGUGAUGGGAACUUUAUGUUCAAAGUUCAAAACAUUUUGAUUGUAAUGCCAAUUUCAAGAAUCAAUCGGUGAACUUCAAAGACUACAACAGUUUAUUCAAUGUGAAUCAUUCCAGCUGACUCAUGAUUGUGAAUGCAAUGAAAGGCGCUGGCGCUCUCCAUGAUGCUGAAAUGCACCACGAGUCUAUCUGCAUUGGUACUCCACAAUGCCUAAUGCUCCACGCUGUCCUCUUGGCAUUGUAGGGCUACUCGUCCACAAGAUGGUGCUAGUCCAAUUUCACUCAUCAGCAUUCCAUUUAGUUGGGUGAUCGUUUCUUAAAAUCAUAUUGUUGAACAUCGAUUAUAAAUGAAACCACCAAAGGUCCUCAUCAUCCUCAUCAUCCUCUGUUUGCUAUGCUGCAGACCUGUAAGCCUGUUCUUCUCGUUUGUUGAAAUAUAGCAGUUGUCUCAGAACCACAAGUCUAAAAAAAAAAACAAUGUAUCAAAUGAGAUGAUCAACUUU
Oncorhynchus tshawytscha (Chinook salmon) is the source of this 3863-nucleotide messenger RNA. RefSeq names its product glucocorticoid modulatory element-binding protein 2. The transcript is spliced from 11 exons. Gene Ontology annotation, cellular component: nucleus. Lineage: Eukaryota; Metazoa; Chordata; Actinopteri; Salmoniformes; Salmonidae. Gene Ontology annotation, biological process: positive regulation of transcription by RNA polymerase II. The record is from RefSeq and is a predicted model, not a curated record. Gene Ontology annotation, molecular function: DNA-binding transcription activator activity, RNA polymerase II-specific; RNA polymerase II cis-regulatory region sequence-specific DNA binding. Bases 1 to 1569 code for a protein of 522 amino acids.